Molecule: messenger RNA, 2311 nt
Organism: Asparagus officinalis (garden asparagus)
Lineage: Eukaryota; Viridiplantae; Streptophyta; Magnoliopsida; Asparagales; Asparagaceae
Product: B3 domain-containing protein Os03g0120900-like
Exons: 5
Coding region: 179-2071 (630 amino acids)
Molecular function (GO): DNA binding
Source: RefSeq, a predicted model, not a curated record
AUGAUGAAGAAAAAAAGGUUAAAUUCCCAAAAAUAGCAUAAAAUUAGAAAGACAAAACAUUGACCAAAAGAAGGAAAUUUAAUUUACCCAAUACAGAAAACUAAGAAGAGUACUGAAUGGAACAAAAGAGUAAAGGUAUGAGUUUUGAGCAACGGAGGAGAGGGGAGAGCCCAUCAAAAUGGAGAGAAAAACAAGUGAUUUGAAGAAUUCUUUAGUGAUUCAUGAGGAGGAGGAGAACCCAUCUUCGUUCUUCAAGAUCAUGAUUGUGGACUUCAAGGAUCAUUUGUUUAUUCCGCCGAUUUUUGCUUGCACCAUUGGAGACUUAGUUAAGCAGACUGUAUUUCUUCGAGAUUCAAGUGGUCAGUCUUGGAGAGUUAAAUUCUCGAUGAUAAAUGGUCGCUUGGCAUUUCGGGAAGGGUGGCCUGAUUUUGUGUUGGAUCAUUCUGUAACACUCGGGGAGCUUUUGGUGUUCAGGUAUAGAGGCCACUCGACGUUUGAAGUUGAGAUCUUUGGUACAAAUGCGUGCAUUAGGAAAAACGUUGAUGUGGAAAACAAAGAAAAUAGUACCAAAAGUAACAGGAAAAUGACAGAGGUUCAUCAUGAGAUUCAAGUUUACAACAGCCGGAAGACUUCUGAUGUUUCAAAGUACAGACGCAAGGUUGCAAAAUGCGAUGCAUUGCAUAAAGUACAAAAAGAAAAGAGUUCUCAUCGUAUGAUUGGAGAAGAAAUCAAUCAGGUGAGCCACAACAUUCAUGAAAAUAAGAAAUUGGUGCCGGAAAAACUUGAUGCGGAUAGCAAAGAAAGUAGCACCAAAAGUAAAAGAGAGAUGACUGAGUUUCAUCGUGAAAUUCAUGUUCAUAAAAAGCGGAAGAUUUCUGAUGUCUCAGAGCGUAGAUGCAAAGCUAAAAGUCAUGAUUCAGUGGAUAAAGUAAGGAAAGGAAAAAGUUCUUGUCGUGUGACUGGAAAAGAAGUCAACCGGGUUGGCCAUAGUAUUCAUGAAAAGAGGAAGUCAGUGCCAACAAAACUUGAGAGGGCUCCUUUGAAGUCGAACUAUACCAGGGCACUGAAUGAUGCGAUUGAUGAAGAUGAUGCGAUUGAUGAAGAUGAUGAACACGGAGCCAUUGCAUGUCCUUCUGUUCCUCUUUGUGCAAGUGAAUGUGAUAGGGUGAAUAAAGAUUUUCUAAGAUCUCAUUCUUUAGAACAAAAAUGUGCCCAAAAUAGCACAGAGAACCUGAUUAAUUUUGAGGAAGUUGUCGGCAGAUUUCUUCUCAAAGAGGAUGGUGUGUGCCACAUUUAUGAUGAGGAGAUAAUGAAUGAAACUGGUGCUAGUGUUUUGGGUCCAAAUAAUAUGUUACCUAGUGAAAAAGAAAAUAGAGUUUGUGAAAAAGAGAAAGCAGCAAUGUCUAAACCCGUAAUAGAUCUUACAAAAGCCAAAGAUGGAAACUGCAGGUCAAACUCUAAGAAGAUCAGGAAGAAGCCUCAAAGAAAAGGAAUCCUUCCUGUUGUUAUUUCUAGAGUAGGAAAUGAUGUUCCGGCUAAGUAUGUUGGAAGUGCUUCUCUGAACGCGAGUUUUGAGAAACAUCACAAACAUCCUCAUGUGGCAACAGGAUAUUCUUGCCAGUCUGGUCAAGUACUGAAAAGGGUAAAAGAGGAGAUUAAUCGUUGCUUUAAAGGAAAAAGUAUUCAAGUAAAGACUGAACCAAUGGAUGGAUUGACCCUUGCACCUCCAGCUUUUGCCAAUGCCAGAUUUUCCUUGUCUGUUUCUGCUCAGACCUCUUGGAUUAAAUUGCCUGUAAAAUUGCCAUCUCAGUUUGGAAGAGCGAAACACUCAAGAAAGAUAAUUCUGCUUCGUGAUCCAUCGAUGAGACUCUGGCCGGUUCUCUACCAUGAAGAUACCAAGUUUGUGGGCUUCAUCGGUGGUUGGGAGCAUUUUUCCAGAGCAAACAAACUUCAAGAAGGGGAUCACUGUGAGUUUGAAAUAGCUGAGGGCUCAGAAUCUACACUCCAGUUGUAUUCCGUAAAAGCACGAGACCUUGUUCCACUCUCUUCAUCAAAAUGCACAGAAAAAUGACAUGCCAAAAUUGCUUAUAGGAUCUAACUGCCAAUAUACUUCAAGUUAAAAUUGAUAGGGUCGUAUGCAUUCUGUUUAUCUUAGAAAUUUAUGUUGGACACAAGGAGUAUGAAUACAGCUUGAUGUUAAUAUUGAUAGGGUCAUAUUCAUUCAGUUUAUCGUAGAAAUUUAUGUUAGACGCAAAGAGUCUGAAUACAGCUUGAAGUAAAAGUUUCAAAUUAAAAAAGUAUUGAGUUGUGA